This is a messenger RNA of Cicer arietinum (chickpea), 1215 nucleotides long. RefSeq names its product putative F-box/LRR-repeat protein At5g54820. Lineage: Eukaryota; Viridiplantae; Streptophyta; Magnoliopsida; Fabales; Fabaceae. Gene Ontology annotation, molecular function: protein binding. The record is from RefSeq and is a predicted model, not a curated record.
AUGGCUAGAAACCUUGAUAGGUUCAAUUUGUUACCUAACUCAUUACUUUUCAAUAUCAUUUCACUUCUUCCAUUCAAGGAAGCUGCAAGGACAUCCAUCCUUUCAAAAAAAUGGUUGCAUUUGUGGGAAAACACAACCAACAUAGAGUUCAAUGAAAACUUUUUUGUUAGAAGGAAGGAAUUUCUUAACUUUAUAGAAUUAUGGCUUCAAAACCACAAAGAAAAUUCUAUUGAUUUUGAUACACCUGAAGCUUUGUUUGAAUUGCCAAUAAAUGUAUAUGAGCAUAAAACCCUAGAAUCAUUGAAGUUGUUUUCUUGUAGUUUUAUUGAAAAUGAAUUGAUCAAGUUGCAUGCACUCAAAGAAGUUUCUUUUGGUUGGAUAGAAUUGAAAAAUGAUGCUAUCAAAACUUUGUUAUCCAAUUGUAAGAUGAUUGAGAGUUUAAGCUUGAAAAAGUGUUGGCAAACAACUAAAUUUGAAUGUGGAAGUGAUGAUUUGAGUUUGAAAAGACUUGUUGUUGAUAGUUCCAAUUUUUUGGAUCCUGGAUUUGCAAUCAAUGCUCCUAAUCUAACUUAUUUCAAGUAUCGUGGGAAUUCGAUUUAUUUUGAAAUCGAAAACUCCUUCGAUCUAGAAGAGGCUUAUCUCGAUUUUCGCCUUGAAUACGAAUCUCCUGAAGAAGAUGAUUUUAUUUACAAAGUCAUUACAGAUUUCAACCAUGUUAAGGUUCUUACUAUAUGCAGUUAUGCACUUCAGGCUCUUCCUAAUCAUCCGGGACAAAUACGUCUAGAAGAUAAUAUGAAUACAAAACAUUUGAAAAUUAUGACGGAUUUGCAUGAUGAAGAAUGUCUUGGAGUCUUAUUCUUCUUAAAUAGUUGUACUAUGUUGGAGAUUCUCACCUUUAAAUUAGGGUUUGGAAGACUAUUUGAUGGGGAUUCAGAUAAAUAUUAUUUAUCAGAUGGUGGUGAUGAUAAUCCAAAACAUUGGAUAGGCAAUUUAAGAAUUUGCCAAUGCAUGACAUCAACAUUGAAGGUGGUGGAGAUAGAUAACUUUACUGGGACUGAAAAUGAGAUUAUUAUGCUCAACUUUCUUAUCUCUAAUGGGACUGUCUUGAAAAAUGUUAAUAUCAAUGUGCAAAAGGGAGAGGCACAAAAGGUACAACAAUAUGUGAUGGCGUUUCCAAGGGCUUCCAAAGAUUUAGAGAUAUCAUUCAAUUGUUAA